AUGACUCCCACGAAAGUCCAACUGGCCCGUCGCCGCAGGCUAGCCACCAACCAACGAGGUCGCUAUUCUGUCUGCAAGAUUGUGGGUCUGCUAUGCAUGGCUUUAGCCUUUGCAGGAACAGUGCGAGCCAGCAAUAGUCAGGUUGGAGUUCAGAAUGCGCCGCUAACCGGGGUGCAACCUAAGCAAGAGCCUCUUGGUGGAGAAAAAGAUCUUCAAAAUUCUCAAUCAAAUAGAGUUGCCAUCAUCGGAGGCGGCAUCGGCGGUAUAUCCGUCGCACGUUUCCUAAUAAACGACGCCAACCAACUUAAUUCAUCACUACAAGUAACGAUCUUCGAAAAAGAGCCACAAUUCGGAGGACGAAUUCGAUUUACACAACUAUACGGCCAUGGCACGACGGUGAACACAGCCGGACAUACCUUUGACGCAGAUGACAUGGUGAUCGAAGAAAUCGCCAACUCUACAAGUAUAAGUCUCCGAAAUUGGUGGCAUAAUGACUGGAAUACAGAAUCUCGGAGUUUGUUGUACUGGAUGAGCAGACGUAUCAGGGAGAAGACUACUGGUUGUCCGGCGGAAGAGUCGGUUGAUAUGACGUGGAUGGAAUUCGUAGGACUUCUGCGACGAAAUGUGGCCGAUGCUUCAGUUUGGGUCAGAUAUUUGGGGUAUAUCCGCGAGGCGUUUUCUCAGAGUGGUAUAAAUAGCGGUCGGACCAACAGCUGCAACAGACGUACCAACCCCCCCAUGUGGGCAGGCUCUCGGGCAAAAGCCGGCCAGAGUCUAGACUUGAGAAGUCGAUUCACAGGAACGGAUGGAAUGAACGCGAACCCCCAGAAAGAACUUCUCUGGAAUCAACAUGACCGGAUAUUCACUGGGCUCCUUGGCGAGCUAUACGAUCGUGAGGAGUUUUCGAGUCACCUCAAUUCUGUGGUGACAAGAGUGACGAGAUUCAGCAAUGGGACUUUUGGGGUACAUUGGACCCAGAAUACAGAAGACGGGUCUCAAGAAAUGCACAUGGAACAUUUCGACAACGUGGUUAUCGCGGCCCCUUUUCACCAAACAGCGCUUGAGAUUGAACCUCCACUCGCGUCGGAACCAGAGAAGAUCAAGUACGCGCCGAUUCACGUCACGAGCAUUGUUUCCGAAAGACUACCAGACAGUCUUAUCCUCCAGCCUCAUGGGGAACAAUGGAGAACGUCGGCUGCAUUUCUGUGGCCUAAACAUCUCCGCCGUCAAAGCAAAGGCUUGAACACAACCAGUCUCCCCUUUAUUUCCAUUUCCCGGGAUCAAACUGCAUGGUAUGAAUACGAUACCAGACCUAACGAUCUCACAAGAGUGGUUGCCGGGGAAUUAUUCUCAGACGAUGACAUUGCGGCCAUAUUCCAUGGGAAAGAUGAGGCUGUCACAUUCCCGAAUCAAUCUUGCUUUUUCCCAAGACAAGCUGAGCCAGACUUGGUGCGGCCGAAUUGCGACAGCGUCAGGAAGGAGUUUGUAUUGGCAGGUGGAGCAGUUGAUAGGUCAUCUGGAUGUGUGGAUAGGCCAACGAUAGCUUGGAUUUAUCGAGAUUAUUGGCCGAAUGGGCUUCCUGUUAUCACGCGUGAUGGAAAGCACGUUGAUGAUGCUGAGUUGGUUCCGGGAUUGUUCUAUGUGAAUGGAUUUGAAGGGCGAGAGGGAGCGUCUGUGUCGAAGAGUAUUGCGAGUGGAAGGAAAGUGAGAGAUUUGAUGCUGGUGAAAUACUUGGGCAUGCAGUUGUAA
Penicillium subrubescens is the source of this 1749-nucleotide messenger RNA. RefSeq lists its product as uncharacterized. NCBI's taxonomy places the organism in Eukaryota, Fungi, Ascomycota, Eurotiomycetes, Eurotiales, Aspergillaceae. The coding region runs from base 1 to 1749 and encodes 582 amino acids. Gene Ontology annotation, biological process: prenylated protein catabolic process. The transcript has 2 exons. The record is from RefSeq and is a predicted model, not a curated record. Gene Ontology annotation, molecular function: prenylcysteine oxidase activity.